Messenger RNA from Zootoca vivipara (common lizard), 1388 nucleotides. RefSeq names its product H-2 class II histocompatibility antigen, E-S beta chain. Lineage: Eukaryota; Metazoa; Chordata; Lepidosauria; Squamata; Lacertidae. Gene Ontology annotation, cellular component: membrane; MHC class II protein complex. Gene Ontology annotation, biological process: immune response; antigen processing and presentation. The record is from RefSeq and is a predicted model, not a curated record.
GAGCGGAGAAAGUCCCAUUUCGGAGUCUUCAGGGGGCGAAGAAGAGAGAGAGAAGGAUGGGGGGCUCCGGCGCUGCGCCUUUGGCCUUUGGGGGGCUCCUGCUGGGGAUGGGGGUGCUGGUGGUCUCCGCUUCGGAGGGGCUGCGCGUGGAGGAGCCUCCAGAGCAUUUCCUGUACCAGAAGAAGGGCGAGUGCCACUUCUCCAACGGGACGCAGCGGAUCCACUACCUACAAAGGCACUUCUUCGACCGGCAGGAGCUCUACUAUUUCGACAGCGACCGAGGGAAGGUCGUGGCGGUGGCUGAACUGGGGAAGUCCGACGUCGAGAGAUGGAACAAGGACAAGGACCUCCUGCGGGGCUUGAUGUCCAGCGUGGAUGCCUUUUGCCGGCACAACUACGAGAUCCAAGCGCCCAUCUUCAAACCGCGGCGCGUCCAGCCCAAGGUGAAGAUCACCCCCACAAACAACGAGGAAUCUUCACCCCACAACACUAUGCUGAUUUGCAAAGUGAACCGCUUCUUUCCUGCGGAGAUCGAGAUCAAGUGGUUCAGGAACGGGAAGGAAGAGCCCAAAGUGUGGACCACGGAACUCAUCCGGAACGGGGACUGGACCUUCCAGAUUGAGGUGAUGCUGGAGACAACGCCGGAACGUGGAGACGUCUACACCUGCCAGGUGGAGCACGCCAGCUUCGAAGGCCCCGUCACGGUGCAAUGGGAGCCACAGUCGGACUCUGCCAGGAGCAAGAUGUGGACGGGGAUUGUGGGGAUUGUGCUGGGGCUGGUCUUUGGGGCCACUGGACUCGCCCUUUACCUGAAGAACAAGAAAGGGAGAGCUGUUCCUCAGCCUGCAGGACUCAUCAGUUAGACUUUGCUGCUCCCUCGGGAUCCCAGGAUGUGGAGAAUUCCUUCCUGCAAGUUGCCCUCUGCCCUCGCUCAGUGGAUGGGAGCUUUUCAUUGGUUGCUUUUCAUUGCUGCUUUUCCUGGGUGCCCCUUGAGGUUUCCAUUGCUCUUUCAUUUGGCAGAUUGGCAGUUAUCCUAGCUUGACCUCGCUUUAUUUGCAUGUCUCUAUUGGAGACUCUGGGCUCUGAAUCUCCCCGAGAAGCCUGAGCUUGACCCUUAAAGCAACGAUGAAUCCAGUCAGACUGUCAGGACUGAAUGUUAGUUCUUAAACCCCUGAUAUAGGGAGCCUCAUAAAAUCUGACUCACUUUUUUGGGGGUAUAUUUUUUAAUUAAAUUUUCUUUUUUACAUUUUAGAAUAUUCCUUUAAACAACCUUAAAAUAUAAAUGACUUCCCUUCUUCUCUUUCCAUGGUUCAUUUUUGCAUACCAUAAAUCCCUGCAAGUGUACACAAUUUCCCCCCAUAUAUUCAAUAAACAUUUUCCAAUCUUCU